This is a messenger RNA of Acanthosepion pharaonis, 657 nucleotides long. The record is from the annotation of a GenBank genome assembly. Lineage: Eukaryota; Metazoa; Mollusca; Cephalopoda; Sepiida; Sepiidae.
AUGUCCACUAUAUUACAACCUUGGUUUUCCGUCUCUUUUCCUCGCUUUUUCUUUCUACCUUCUUUCGCAUCUCUCUAUACGUGUCACUAUCUUUCUCUUAACUUUUUUUUUUAUUUUUAUUCUUCCUUUCCUCAUUUACCAUUCUUAUUGUUUCUUUUUUUACCUAUUUUACCUUUUUUACUUAUCACUGUACUAUUUUCUUUUACCUAUCUUUUUGCCAUCAUAUUUUUUGUUUCACCUCUCUUUGCAUUCUCUCUACCUCUUCAUUUCACCUCUCUUUGCAUUCUCCCUACCUCUUCAUUUCACCUCUCUUUGCAUUCUCCCUACCUCUUCAUUUCACCUCUCUUUGCAUUCUCCCUACAUCUUCAUUUCACCUCUCUAUGCAUUCCCCCUACUUCUUCAUUUCACCUCUCUUUGCAUUCCCUCUACCUCUUCAUUUCACCUCUCUUUGCAUUCUCCCUACAUCUUCAUUUCACCUCUCUUUGCAUUCUCCCUACAUCUUCAUUUCACCUCUCUAUGCAUUCUCCCUACCUCUUCAUUUCACCUCUCUUUGUGUCUUCUUAUAAUCUCAUUUCCCUUCUCUCUACGUUUUUUUCUUUACUUUUUAUCCUCUUUUUAUCCCACAUUGUCUCUCUUUUGCAAAUCCUUUACUCUUAA